Messenger RNA from Chanos chanos (milkfish), 5436 nucleotides. RefSeq names its product Rho GTPase activating protein 29a (gene arhgap29a). Gene Ontology annotation, molecular function: GTPase activator activity. NCBI's taxonomy places the organism in Eukaryota, Metazoa, Chordata, Actinopteri, Gonorynchiformes, Chanidae. Gene Ontology annotation, biological process: activation of GTPase activity; signal transduction. The record is from RefSeq and is a predicted model, not a curated record. Bases 219 to 4292 code for a protein of 1357 amino acids. Gene Ontology annotation, cellular component: cytoplasm. The transcript has 23 exons.
GUAGGUUGAGAAAAGACCAAGGACCGUGAAAUGAAAUAACACUUUCUUGGAUUUAUCAGGUAUCCGUGUUACCACCUGUAGGAAUUUUUUCAUCGUGCAAUGAUCCAGAACCGUUUCUCAAGGGCGGCCAUUUGCGGUGAAUCGAGUGGAAUCUAAAAGACUCGGGCAAGGAACGCGGGUGGGAGCCUGGCCCUCUUGACGCGCUGGCUGCGGCGGGGAUGUUUGCGGCUGGAAUGCUGCAGCAAAACAGCGGUGGCGGGAACAAGCGUUCCCUGGGCAUUUCACGGUUCUCCAACUCACACUUUUUUCCCCUGUCCUCUGGUUCCGGCACCUGGGGCUUAGGCCGCACUGCUAAGAGCAGCUCUCUGAGCUCCGUCAGCUCUGAGUCGGACAGCGUGGACACGCCUGGGGCUGACCCUGACUACAUUAUGCAGCUGGUGAAUGAUGUACGGCGAUUCACUGAUGUACUGCGUCACCUCAAAGAGGCUUUCCACUCCAAAGAACACCAGGACUGUCUACACCAGGUAGUACACGAGCGUCUGGGCGAGCUACUGCGCGUGCUUAAAGCCGUGAUCGGAAAACAUCAGACGCUCAACUCCGUGGAUAUUCUCAGUGCUGCUGGGACAGUCAUCGCCAAGGUCAAAGGAGUGAACUUCAAUGAAGUGAAUGAAGAGAACAAGCAGAAGCUCUUUGGAGAGAUCUACACAUCUAUAGAUACAUUGGCCUUCACGUUUGGCAAUGUUGUUUCUGACUUCCUUAUGGGAGAUGUAGAGAAUGGAUCAUCCACGGGGCUUCCCCAGACACAAAGAAGCAGGUCUUUUGAGAACCUGUCAGUAGAGUCUGGUGGAUCCGUGCCAGAUGACUCUCCAGGCCCCAGCCCUCCGGCACGGGUGGAGGAGGUGGAUGCAGCACUGCUUAGGAGUGACAGCGGCGUGGAGUCAGCCCUUCACUAUGCCAAAGCCUGGUCCAAAUACACCAAGGAGCUACUGUCAUGGGUGGAAAAACGUCUCAGUAUGGACAUUGAGUGUGCGAAAAGCUACGCUAAAAUGGCCGAAUCUGCAAAGACUCUCGCAAGUCAACAGGAGUACAUGCCUUUUCGGGAAAUCUACGUGUCUGCGUUCAAAAAUGACAUCGAGUACAGUCAGGUCCUCCUUCAGACCGCUGCUGCUCUGCAGGCCAACAAAUUCAUGCAGCCGCUCCAGGCACGCAAGAAUGAGCUGGACAAAUUACGAAAAGAAGUCAAGGAGCAAUGGCAAAGGGAGCAAAAGAAAAUGCACGAGGCAGACAGUGCCCUGAAGAAGGCCAGACUUCUACAGGCUCAGAGACAAGAGGAGUACGAGAAAGCACGGAACUCCACCAGCCGUGUAGAAGAGGAGCAGCUUGGUGGAGGAGGCAAGCAGCUUGAGAAACGACGCAAACUGGAGGAGGAAGCUCUGCAGAAGGCUGAGGAGGCGAAGGAGCAUUACAAGGCCUGUAUCACAGACGUGGGGGUGAAGAGAGUUGACCUGGCCAACGUGAAGACCGAGAUCCUUACACAGAUCAGGGAACUGGUUUUUCAGUGCGACCUGACCUUGAAAGCAGUAACGGUGAACUGGUUCCAAAUGCAACAGGCACAGGUAGUGUCUCUGCCAGUCAACAACCAGUCUCUGUGUGAGAGCGCUAAACUAUACGAGCCAGGCCAGCGCUACACAGAGUUUGUCAGGAAUCUGCCCUCAGACAGGACAAGAGUGGAGUCCUUCUCUUUUGAUGCUCCACUCACACAGAACAACACUGGGUUGCCCAUGACAAAACGGUCGCUGAGCAGCAGUCACUCGUCCCACGGGAACCUCUCGCAGGUGUCCGUCACGUCGGGGGACUUUCUCGGCACAGAGGACGUGGACAGUCCCGUCCACACGCGCGUGGGAAAGAUCUCGGAGAGACAUUCCAGCAGCAGCACAGACAUUCAAGCUCUGAGAUUCCAGGCUCCCCUCCGUGCCUGGGGCACAGGGAGCCAGAGUGGAGGGAUGUGUAGUGACUCUGAGAGUGCUGGAGGCAGCAGUGAAUCUCGCUCCAUGGAUUCCCCUACCGCGAGUCCAGGUGAUUUUAAAAGGAGGCUUCCACGCACUCCUUCCACUGGCACUAUGUCUUCAGCAGAUGACCUGGACGAGAGAGAGCCCCCAUCACCCUCAGACAAUGGCAUCAAUGAAAUGGUGACAGAGACAGCAAGCUCACCCGGACCUUUCCGGAACACACAGAUGUCAAAGGCAGCACAGACACACAAACUGAGGAAGCUCCGCGCUCCGUCUAAAUGCAGAGAGUGUGACAGCCUCGUGGUCUUUCACGGAGCUGAGUGUGAAGAAUGUUCUUUGGCCUGUCAUAAGAAGUGUCUUGAGACACUUGCCAUUCAGUGUGGACAUAAGAAGCUCCAGGGCAAAUUACAUCUGUUUGGAAUCGACUUCUCCCAGGCAGCCAAAAACAGCCCAGAUGGGAUCCCCUUCAUCAUCAAGAAGUGCACUUCUGAAAUUGAGAAUAGGGCCCUGAACAUCAAGGGAAUUUACCGGGUCAACGGAGCUAAAUCCAGAGUGGAAAAGCUAUGCCAGGCUUUUGAAAAUGGGAAAGACCUGGUGGAGCUCUCCGAUCUCUAUCCCCACGAUAUCAGCAAUGUACUCAAACUUUACCUGCGACAGCUCCCAGAGCCUCUCGUCCUGUUUCGUUACUAUAACGACUUCAUUGGAUUAGCCAAAGAGAGUCAGAGCAUCAUCGUGGAUGAGGUAGAGGCUUCGCGAAGCAGCCCCGUCUCAGACACUCCUCAGGUCAGUGUGGAACUCAACAGGGUCCUCUUCAAGAUCAAAGACCUUCUCCGUCAGCUACCUCCGGCUCAUUACAAAACUCUGCAGUUCCUCAUUGGACACCUUCACAGAGUGACUGAAAAAGCAGAAGAGAACAAGAUGACGGCUAGCAACCUGGGAAUUAUCUUCGGGCCUACGUUGAUCAAACCACGGCAGGCAGAUGCUGAAGUCUCACUCUCCUCUCUCGUGGACUACCCGUACCAGGCGCUGAUCGUCGAGCUGUUGAUCCGUCAUUACGAGAUGAUCUUUGAUGCCCCUUUGAGCCCACUCCCAGCCACCUCCCCAGUGGGAGAGAGCUCCCCUCUGCCUAUCAAAUCUCGCUUUACUCCUCAAGAGAAAGAGCAACAGCUUAGCCGACACUCCAGGUCUCUGGUGGACGUUAAGGAGCAGCAAAGCUCUAAAAUGUUCAAAAGGCAUUCUUCGGUCAUUCCUUCCAUGCAUCUCAUGGACGAGGUGAAAGAAGUGAAGGCCCAGCCAGAUGAAACAGACUUUGCACCCGGUCAGUAUGGAUUUGUCAACACAGAUUCAGAAAAACUAAACGGAGUCUUCUCCGAGAGCGUCUCAGAAAUGCAGAACUCUCCUGGGUUUACCCGUCGUAACCACACCACUAGGGUCCAGCUGCGCUGCCCCCGGUCCAAACUGAGCUCCCGGCCUGUAAGCAUGCCUCUGGAGCGCCUCCUGAACCCAGCCAGGGUGGAGGAGCGCAAUGCUAGAAAUUCUGCUGAGCAGGAGGUGGUCGGCGGUUGUGACCCAGCCAUUGAGGAGGUGUGUGAGGAUGAGAAGCCAAAGUCUAGGGUUAGCAGGGACUGCAGGAGCACGUAUAUUGAUACACAAACACUGCGGAGGACAUGGGACAAGCAGUAUAAACAUUAUGAUGUCACUCCUCGCACUGCAAUGAUUGUGUCAAACACACCUGCAGAUAUCGGGUCAAGUGACGCCAAUGCCCUGUCCACCUCUAUACCUUCAUCGUUGUCUGACCACACAAAAACCACCAGGACCAUUUAUGCUAACACGCCCUACACCAUUGCGGUGAGGCCAGGAAGGACUCUGAAGAGAGAGGGCAAUGUGAGUGAAUACAGCCCAGUGUCCACUGCCUUUAGGCCACCAAGGACCCUGCAACCUCCCCCCGGAACAUUCUACAAACCACCCUCGGGUAAUAGAGCGAAACCACUGGAGGACGCAAGGCUAAAGAUUGUCGCAGUGGAAGCCAACAGCAUAGAGGAUGAAGAGGAAGAAGAGGAUGAGGAAGAAGAAGAAGAGGAGGAGUUGGGCCUUGAGGUGGAGGUAUCUGUGGAUGAACCCUUACCAGAGCCUGAGACUCAGAGAUCAAGUCCACCCUGCCUUCCUCAGUCUCCCAGUUCUAGCCCUGAGGAGCAUAGCCAAAGUGAAGCCAAGCCAGUGUAUCAGAGACUCAGGUCCCGACGCGUGCAGGAGUUUGAACACAGAGAGGCCCACUUUGUAUGACCAAUGUCUUACACUAACAUUUGGACUUGAAAUUUCAAAAGUUGUAUCAUAUGUGUUAUAUUGUAUAUGAAAAAGAAAAGCGAACAAUGUCAUGAACUGUGAAGAGACCCCAAGGAAGUGUUAUAUAAAUAUAUUAAUAUAUACUGCGUUAUUUGUUUGAAGUCCAUUGGAAAGCAAGGAUAUGGACCCAGAAUUAAUACAGGAUGCACUUAGUUUAAUUUGUUUUACAUUGUCUCUUCUCUCUAGGCUGUUUCUUCUGAACAAAGCUUGACCUUUAAUUGCAUAUUUGAAAUAAAUAUAAUGUACUGCGUAUUCAUAAUUCCUCUAUGUAGUCCUAUUUUUUUUUUUAACUCAACUCCAGUGUCACUCAGAAAAGCUCCAUUUUGUGCAAUUAGCUUUUUUUUUUUUUUUUAAAUAUGAAUUAUAUUCUGACUUCUCUGUAUAGUACCUUUCUAUACUUAUAUGUUUUACCAAAAAAAAAUGAACUGUUACUGUUUUGUGUAUUGUCACUUUAUUGCAAACACUUUGGUGCACUUACAAGGUUCAAUCAAGUAUUCCAAAAUUAUCAUGGGGCACAAACAUUUCUGCUCUUUUUAAUGCAGUAUUUUUCACAAUUGCAGUAUUUUAUUUGACUUAUGUUUUGGUGAGCAAUGGGAAAGGUUAAUCAUGGGAUGUCACUGAAUCAGAAUCCAAAUACUUGGUGUCACAUUAAAGUGGGUCUUCCAAUCAUGUAGACUGCUGAAGUGCUGCAACAAUAUGUACUGCAUAUGUAAAUAUGGAAGGAUUUUUUUGUUUGUUUGUUUAAUUUCUCCAGAGGAUCAAAUUCAACUAUUUAGACUGGUGUAAUAUAUGAAGCAUCAAAUGUAUUCAGCUGUACCUGUUGUUUUCAUGGUUAAAAUGCACAUAUAUUUAUGCACGCCUGUAUGUCAUCAGUCAUCAUUUUCACAUGCACCCCACCACAAGAGUCGAUAAUGCCAAAGUAUGUGCAUUGUCCCUAUAAACUCUAUGUAUCCGUUUACAAUUUAUUAAUGAUGUACCAGGGUUCAUAUUCAGAAUUUCAAAUUGUUAUAACGCCUCCGAUGUACAAACAGGAACAUGUGAGAAUACACUCUUUUUGUAACUUAUUAAAAAUAAUAGUUGAGAA